Molecule: messenger RNA, 543 nt
Organism: Tachysurus fulvidraco (yellow catfish)
Lineage: Eukaryota; Metazoa; Chordata; Actinopteri; Siluriformes; Bagridae
Gene: exoc1l
Product: exocyst complex component 1 like
Exons: 3
Coding region: 1-543 (180 amino acids)
Source: RefSeq, a predicted model, not a curated record
AUGUCAUCUUUGUUAAAAGAGGAGAUGCAGCGGGUUUUGUUCAGACCAAAAAAACAGAAACUGUUGGAGUUUAUAGAGAUUGAGGAGAAAAGAAGUGGACGGCAUUUCCUCUGUGUGUCCGUGUCUAAGAGCAAACAAGUCCAGAUCUCAGUGGUGCAGUGUGAGAAAGCCAAGAAAUCCAGUAAGAAAUCAAGGCGCGUUGGACUGGAAGAUCAAUAUGUGAGGACGGAGAUAUGGGAUCUUGAAGAACUGAGGAUCCUGGAUGGGAGAGACCCUGACACAGACGAUCCCUGUUUCCUGAUGCACUUCGACACGGUGCGUCCUGUGAAAGCAGUGAACUGCGCUGCGAAGUAUUGCCUGGCUCGCUGUCUGGUUGCACUUAGUGACUCACACCAGCACAGCGAGCUACAUCUACAGAACUUUGACUGGACAUACAUUAAGCCGACAUCUAUAUACUCCAACAGAGGUGACUGCAUGGUCCUAAUGAGGAUCUGCUUCUAUGCCUUUAACCUGGUGUGUCUCUCCUUGUGUCCUGUGCCUUAG